AUGCAAUUAAUUAUUAAAGACAUAACAUUAAUUCAUGUUGAUGGGAUUACAUUUGGGAAAAUUAUUGCACCGUCUGUGUACACAGCCUUAUCGGAAGAUUUCACUGUAGAAUUUCAAACUACUGAGAUUGUAUCCCAAGCUCUUAGUCUUAAAGUUUCUUAUUUGGGACCAACAACACAAUUUCGUAAUGUUGGCAGCAUAAACUUUUACACCGAUGAACAAUCAAACUCAACGAGGUUCAAAGUGCCAUGUUCGCUAUUCACACGAGCUGGCCCCUACACAUUACAUGUUGAAGAUAGUGCAAUAAGUUCAACAUUGACGACCAACAAUAAUCACCUCCUGGAACACAAACUCGAUGUUCGAUGGCCAGAUGCUAAGUUGAGUGUCACUCACGAGGUCAUUGAAACGUAUCCGACAGAUACCGUGAAUGCUGUGAUUGAGUUUAUAGAUUUUGAAUGUCCCGUGGACACAACAACUUUUGAAGAAGUUCCUUCGUUUCAAUUGGAGUUGAUAUAUUGUGGAACGUACAAUGUUAUGUGUGACUCACGUUCAGUGCCAUCAAACUCAACAUUCCCUAUUCAGUCCAUCUAUGGAAUGCAACGAAGUCAGGCUGACUGGAGUACUCAAUAUAUCCUCAAUAUUAUGGAUAUAAAAAGCACUUACGAUUGUGUCACAGGAAUUGCUGUUGUUGUCAAAUAUCCAGCAUGUAUUAUGGAUGAUGACCGCGUCAGGCUUUAUGGAAAACUUCCAGCUGAUGUGCAUUCAAUUGCCAAACCAUCGAGCUUGGUGUAUGUCAGCGAGAGAAAAAUUGAACGAGGUCAGCAUAGCGUUUACUUCAAUUGUGAAUUGUUUGUUGGGAGAUUUCUCGAAUAUUGUUUUGUGUAUGUAACUAAAUCGAAAACGGGCGCAGUGGCGGAUAUUCGCAUGGAUUGUGUGCCUACAUCACCGAUCUAUGGUCCCGUCGAUGGCAAGUGGGGGAAGUGGAGCAAUUGGAGCAAGUGCUCGUCAAAGUAUUCUUAUGGAACUCAAAUUCGUUAUCGAUUUUGUGAUUCUCCAACUCCAAAAUAUAAUGGGAAAUAUUGUGAGGGUGCGUCAACUGAAACGCGACCUUGUAGUGGCACGGUGUCAAAUAUCUGGGAGUAUUUCUUCGGUCGUAAGAUAUUUGGUACAAUUAACAGCACGGAAAUAAUGGAGGAGGUAGGACCGAGUUGUCAAUGUGGUUGCAUUAUCCAUUUAUUGAAGUCAAAACCAAGACGAAUGCUUGCAUCGUCAUCUCAAGGAUGCUUUGGAUUUGAAAAUGUUUUGUGGACAGGUCAGGUUGAGGAAGGUCAGCAAAUACAAUUUAAUUUGGAAUAUUUUGUGCUUCCUUGUCCAACUCAAAACAUCAAAAUACGUGACGGAAAAGAUCCAUGGAUGUCGGAAUUAAUUGGCGAAUAUUCAGGUCGUGGAGUACACUUCAGUGGCAAUGUGGUUUCAUCUGGAAAUCUCGUACUGAUAGAAUUUCACAUGAAUGAUUCACAAAUUGUCAAUACGGCAUGUUAUGCUGGCUUUAUAGGAUAUGUUGAAGUGAUUGAUCCACCAAACGUGACCAUCAUGGCAGAAUCAUCGAUAAUGGGAAUGCUUGGAAAGGAUCGCACAAUAACUCAAUUAAAUCUUAUUCACUUCUUCGUGUUCCUUUUCUGUGGAAUUUUACUGCUUUUAAGCGUCUUUCUUGGCACGCAAUAUGUCUUCCGUUACCAUCGAUAUCAAUUGGCUAAGAGUAAAGAAGAAGCUGAAUCACCACUGAAUACACCACACGGAUCAACCGUCUCGAUUUCGAAAAAUCCCCAAAAUGGAACAUUACGAGCCACAUCAACAUCGACGCUUAUUUCAGAAGUUGUCACACUUGUCAAAUUAAAGCCAAAGACAUCAUCAAUCAAGCAUAAGAAAUUACGUGAAAGCGUUGUCAGCCAAGAUUUCGAAAAGGAUCAGUUGAACGAUUGUGAUUCAAUUGGAAAUUAUUCAAAUAUCGGAAGUACAAACACAUUAACAAACGACGUGAAAGAAGAAAUGACACCGAUAAUGUUAAAGAAGAAAGCGCACAGCGCUCCGGAAUCAGAUACAUCGAGCAGUAUUUAUAAUGCUACGCCCAUUCCCUUGAAGAAGAAGCUGAGUCUUGAUGCAAGCAGCAAAGAAAAAGAAGAUUCCCCCGUUCCUGUCGAAUGGACGAAGGAAAAAUGCCAAAAGCUUCAAGAAAAAGAUUUUGAUGAAACAAGCGAUAAGGAUCGUGAUAAAGUGACGGCACUUUCGACUGAAGCAGCUUUAACAAGUGGCAACUAUUCACCAGCUUUGAGUCUUACAAGCACAGCUAGAAUUCGACUAAAUAAUCUCAAAGAAAACAAAGAAAAGAAAAAUCGUGAGAAGUUAAUGGCAAAUCCUGGCUCACAAUAUUCACUUUCAACACAGGAAGAAAUGGAGAUGGAUUAUUACGAUUACAAUGUAAUAAAUGCUAGCGCAGCGCCCGGAUCUUAUCUCGGAAUGGAUCCGGCUUUUCUCGUGUGGAUUCCACCGAUUGAUGAUAACGGAAAAAUUCUUAGUGACAGUGAAACCGACGGAGAUGAAAUUUUGCCAGUGAAUGAGUAUAUAGAUCCAGGAAGUAAUAAAGAAAGUCCGGAUGAAGAAGACGUUUUAAGGAUACCACCAAAGCCUCCAAGGAAAAGCUUAAAGUCGCCAUCAUGCGACGAAGCGAAAGCGAUUACUUCCAGAUCGUUGAGUCCUAAAGAAAUUCUUUCAAAAAUAAAUUUUCUUCAAAGAAAAGUGAGCGAGAAGCCUACAACAGGUGUACAAAUUGAAAAUAUUGGAAACAAGAAGCCAGAAGUGAAAAGAUCUUCAGCUAUUGAAAAGGAAACCAGUGUCAUAAAGUCACCAAGCGACAACAAAAUAUCUGAGUACUAUGAACUUUCUGACAUUAAAUUUGCUGAUGAUGAAGAGGAAAAUUUAGACUCGAGUUACCAAGAUACAACAUUUCAAGUCAAGAGCUGA
Messenger RNA from Clunio marinus, 3021 nucleotides. NCBI's taxonomy places the organism in Eukaryota, Metazoa, Arthropoda, Insecta, Diptera, Chironomidae. The record is from the annotation of a GenBank genome assembly.